Messenger RNA from Botrytis byssoidea, 579 nucleotides. RefSeq lists its product as uncharacterized. Lineage: Eukaryota; Fungi; Ascomycota; Leotiomycetes; Helotiales; Sclerotiniaceae. The transcript has a single exon. The record is from RefSeq and is a predicted model, not a curated record. The coding region runs from base 1 to 579 and encodes 192 amino acids.
AUGGGCUGUGUACCAUCCAAACCAUCCCUCCCUCCAAACGAAAAACAUCAACGCCGAUCCACCAGAGGUGCAUACGCGCCUCGCACGAGCGAUGAAAGCAGUCUCCACGCAUCACGACCCGUUGACAUCUCAUCAUCUCACCGCGCUGUAUCAACCCGCGUUAUGAAUGGAUAUGCGAGCUACCUCCAAGCACAAAGAAAGACUCACAACACACUCGACGAAGUGUCAACUGAACGGCACCCUCAAGAAGAACAAGAUAGAGUGAAGGAAUCGAGAUUGAGCUGGACGAUUCCGGAAAGAAGAUCUUCGCUUGGGGUUAUUAGGGUUAGAGAACACGCCAAUGGAGGCAAUGCAAUCGACGCCGGCAAGCUUGGAGCCGACACACUUGUAGCUGGCAAAGCCGAAGCACAUACAGGGAGACGUCAAAUCGGCCAAUCAAUCAGUAAUCCGGGUCUGAGCGCUGUAUCGCCGCCGAGGCCAAAACAAAAUGAAGAUGAAUUUAGUACUCGCCCUGUUUCUCCUGUUAGUUCGGUCGGUACGAUGAAGUGGGAUCGUCCUGGAAUUAUUGGUAGGGGUUAA